AUGACGAGCAUCACAAGAAACUUACCACCCUUUGUCCGCGACCUGGGCGUGAGCAUCGUUGGGGAGAAAUGUUACGUCUCCUUGGUGGAGAACCUCGCGUUCGGCGACACAGAAUGUCUCAAGACCGCGUUGUCGAAAGGCAUGGGAUGGGGCAUUGUCAUCGGUAGCGGUGUCAUGAAGCUUCCCCAACUCUACAUCAUCUACAAGCGUAAAUCAGCCAGGGGCAUCUCCACCAGCGGCUCUGCAUUCGAGACGCUCGCAUACGCCGUCAACCUCACAUACGCGUACCGAAACGGGAUCCCCUUCUCGACCUAUGGCGAGAACGCCUUCCUAACCGCGCAAAAUGCCAUCCUCAUGCUCCUCCUCAUCCAAUACGCCCCCCGCCCCCGCGCCCUCACCUCUUCCACCGACUCCCGAACAACCAAACUCCUAGGCACCCUCCUAAUCAUGAUUGUCGGCUUCCUCCUCCUCCUCUUCGUCCCCCCACCCAUUCUCGCCACCUUCCAGGCCCUCACACUACCGAUCAGCAUCGCCUCCAAGGUCCCCCAAAUCAUCGAAAACCAUCGCAACAAGUCCACGGGGAACCUCUCCUGGUUCGCCGUGCUGCUCCAGACCGCCGGCUGCGGCGCGCGCAUCUACACCAUCUACCGCGAGGUCGACGACGUGCUCGUCGCGCUCGGCGCGCUCCUCGCCUUCGUCCUCAACGCCAUCAUCGGCGUGCAGAUGUGGCUGUACUGGGGCCGCGACCCCGUCGUGCACAAGGUCAAGGUGGAGGAGAAGCAGGAGCCGCUGCUCGCGCGGAGCGAGAAGGCCUUCGUCGAGCGCACGCCGCCGCACUCGCGCGCUGGUACCCCGAGCUUAUCGCGCCCCGGGACACCGCUGUCCGCAAGUCGCAGCGGGCGGAACUGGUCGAGGAAGGUGGAUUAA
Molecule: messenger RNA, 927 nt
Organism: Schizophyllum commune H4-8
Lineage: Eukaryota; Fungi; Basidiomycota; Agaricomycetes; Agaricales; Schizophyllaceae
Product: mannose-P-dolichol utilization defect 1 protein
Exons: 3
Coding region: 1-927 (308 amino acids)
Source: RefSeq, a predicted model, not a curated record